Topomyia yanbarensis is the source of this 3394-nucleotide messenger RNA. RefSeq lists its product as uncharacterized. Gene Ontology annotation, biological process: fatty-acyl-CoA biosynthetic process; long-chain fatty acid metabolic process. The transcript is spliced from 6 exons. Lineage: Eukaryota; Metazoa; Arthropoda; Insecta; Diptera; Culicidae. Bases 471 to 2252 code for a protein of 593 amino acids. Gene Ontology annotation, cellular component: mitochondrion. The record is from RefSeq and is a predicted model, not a curated record. Gene Ontology annotation, molecular function: long-chain fatty acid-CoA ligase activity.
AGUAUUUUUUUGUGUGAUACGAGCAUCAAUCAGUUACUGCGACGACCCGCGUAAACUUCGCGUGUCUGCACUUAACUGGUCAGAAUGGACUUUGAUCGUAGCUCUCGACGAAAGAAAUGAAAGUGAUGUAAAGGAGACAAUCGCGAUCACCACCGAGAAAAAACACUUCCAUCCAGUGCCACUGCCGACCUUGCACCGGCUGCGAUACGAGGAGUGGAAAAAUUCUCUCGGUGUCCAAUCAACGAACUUGUUUCGACUUCAAUGUGCAAAAUGACAUCUGCCUGCGUCAACGCGAAUGGACUUUUGGACCAUCCGGGAUCGCAAUACCCUUUCCACUGUGUUAUCGUUUGUGCUGCUGACGCUAGAGAUCAGACAAUCAACAAACAGAAACCAUAUCCAAUCAAUAUAUUAGUGGGAGAACUCUAUAGCCGUCCAAGCGAGAAAACAAUCUAAAGUGAAGUAACAUCAAUAUGCUCCGUGAAGUUUCAUCGCGUAUCACUCGAUUAAACAGCAUUACCAACGCAGUGAAAAAUUCUUGGAAGAAGCAAUCCGUUCGACUUAUAAGUACAAAAAGCCAGUUCAAAUAUUUAGAUGAUUGCGCCUUUCCUCCGGAAAAUGGUUUUGAGCAGAACUCACUAUAUGGAAGAACAUUGAAAAUACCACAUACCACGCUAGAUCAGUACGUGUGGGAGAACUUUGGUCAGUGGGCGAACAAAACUGCUGUGGUAUGUGGCGCCACCGGCAGAAACUACACCUACGGCAAACUGCGCGACCAUUGCGCAGCGCUUGCUAUCCGAUUACAGCAAAAGUGCAAACUCGGCUUCGGUGACACCCUGGCGGUAUGUCUUCCGAACGUGCCUGAGUUCCCGGCUAUAACACUUGGAGCAAUAGAGGCGGGUCUAAUCGUUACUACAAUCAACCCAAUCUACACAGCCGAGGAGAUCAGCAAACAACUGAUCGACAGUGAUACUAAGAUAUUAUUCGGAACGGCCUCAAACUAUCCAGUAUUAAAAGAAGCAACGAACUUGGCUCAAAGAAAAAUUCCUAUCGUAUGUGUGAGAACCAGUUCCGACGAUGCCCUGCCAGACGGUGCUAUUGAUUUUAUAGAACUAUCCAAUCCAUCUGGAGUACAUUUCAGCAAUUUGCAGCAUCACAAUCGCGACCCAGAAGAUGUUGUAUUUCUACCGUACUCAUCUGGCACAACCGGUUUGCCGAAAGGAGUAGAACUAACACACACCAAUAUUGUAGCCAACAGUGAAAUGCUGCAAGUCAAAGCAGGCCAAAGUGCUCUAUUACUACCGACAACGGACACUUUCCAGGAUGUAUUACCCUGCGUUCUUCCAUUCUUCCAUAUUUACGGGUUAACAGUAACUAUGGUUUCAAAGCUCCUACUUGGUACUAAACUCGUUACACUUCCAUCAUUCCGACCAGACACGUUCAUUGAUGCAUUGACGACGCACAAGGGAACGGUUUUGCACGUGGUACCACCAAUAGUAAUAUUUAUGAGUAAUCACGACAUGGUAAAGCCUCAACAUCUGAAAUCGAUAAGAAAUAUCUUCUCAGGAGCCGCACCAAUGGGAGCGCUCGAUGCUGAACGGCUGAUCGCCAAAGCACCUGACGUUGUAUUCGCCCAAGGCUAUGGUCUUACAGAGACAUCUCCCGUGGUGUUAAUUGGCCCGCUUGGUAGUAACAACCAUUCUUCAGUUGGAUCACCUCCACCCAGAACACAGGCUAAGAUUGUAGCUUUGAAUGAUCCAACGAACACAGCACUCGGUCCAAACGAGACUGGGGAGCUCUUGGUACGAGGACCACAAGUAAUGAAAGGAUAUCACAACAACAAACAAGCCACUGACGAUAUAUUUGCUGAAGGCGGGUGGCUUCGUACUGGCGAUAUUGCGCACUACGAUGAUAAUUUUCAGUUUUAUAUCACCGACCGCCUCAAGGAGCUGAUUAAAGUCAAAGGCUUCCAAGUUGCUCCUGCUGAAUUGGAGGAAAUACUACGGGAUCAUCCGGAGGUAGAAGACGCUGCUGUUGUUGGGCAAGCGCAUCCCAUUUCUGGAGAAGUUCCACGAGCCUUCAUUGUAAGGCGAAAGAACUCGAUCGUAUCUGAAAAUGAUCUGAAGCAGUAUGUUGCCGAAAAAGUGGCCGUAUAUAAAAAACUUGAAGGUGGAGUCACUUUCCUCGAGACUAUACCUAAAAACGCAUCCGGAAAAAUUCUACGACGUCAACUCAGAGAGAAGUAUUGCUCUUGAAAGGAAGACAGUACUUAAAGUUUUCAUGUAUGGAGGUAACACUUUUCGGUACUUCACAAUAUACGUCGAUCCUCAUACAGCAUCUGCAAUAGUGCGUUCAUCAUUCUCACAUCUUGCCAACAAGACAGAUGAUCUGAUUUGCGACUGAUGUACUGUGAAUUGAAACAGGGAAAGUUGUAUUAGAAUUAAGAACGUAAUAAUGUAACUUAAUGCGCCAACUAGUGGUUCUGUCUUUGUACAAUAUCAAUCUGGGAAAUCGAAUCCUUGGAUUUGGAUUAAAAUUGAAGAAAUAUCUGCAACAUGUAGUGCUUGUCGCUGUGUAGAUUCAUGCUGAAUAAGGUAUUAAGUAUCACAAUUCAAAGACGUGUGUGUUUUAGCAACUAGCUCAGUAGAAAAUAAUUUUACUUUAGUAAUAGCAGUUUAGAUUUUUUUUACAUUGCAAUAAUAAAGAAUACCAUGGGAUAUUGAGUAAAAGAUAAUUGGCAAUUUAUUUAUCCAAUCACAUGUCUAACAAUGUUACUAACAGUGGAAAAUGAACCCAAAAAGGAAGAUUAGAUAUUAGGUUCUUUACGGACACAGUUAACCUCACUUUAAUUGACAGUUCGCUUGUACUGUUUACAUGGACUUAGAAAAAUUUGUGGACGACUAGAUUCGCUCGAAGAAAAUCGUAAACAAUUUAUCUAAGUCCAUAGGUCUGUUCCAGUACCAGGAGAAACUGGAAGUACUCCGGAGAAAAUCGUUCCUGUACUCUCUUCUUCUCUUUUUUCUUCUUCUGGUAGCAAACCGGAGUAAAAAGGAGCAAAGAUUUUUUGCUCCUGUUUUCUCCGGAGUGUCUUCCGUGUACUGGAACAAACCUCAUGUAAACAGUACAAUCGAACUGUCAAAAAUGAACACUGAGUUCAUUUGUGACGUCAGCGUAAAGUAUUCAAUUGUGAGCACACUUGUGUCAAUGUUAACUAGACUGCCAUUAUACGCAACACGAACCGUUCGUCCGUUAUUCACAAGAACGCUUUUUCUCCUUUGAAAAAUUGUGUUUACAUAGAAAAUAAGCCAAAGCAAAAGAUGCACCUUUCUGCUUUCAAUUUGUCCACACAUAACAAAUGAAUGCCUUGGUUGGUGAAUAAAUUUAUAUUUUCUCUGCA